This is a messenger RNA of Cucurbitaria berberidis CBS 394.84, 1590 nucleotides long. Its product is annotated as MFS general substrate transporter. Gene Ontology annotation, biological process: transmembrane transport. The transcript is spliced from 2 exons. Gene Ontology annotation, molecular function: transmembrane transporter activity. The coding region runs from base 1 to 1590 and encodes 529 amino acids. Lineage: Eukaryota; Fungi; Ascomycota; Dothideomycetes; Pleosporales; Cucurbitariaceae. The record is from RefSeq and is a predicted model, not a curated record.
AUGGCUGAAAGUAAGAAGUCAGUGCGGUUUUGGGGCAUCUUCGUUGCGUUGUGUAUCUUGGCUUUUAUUUCAGCCCUCGACGUCUCGAUUGUGAUGGUUGCCCUCCCUAGGAUUACGGCGGAAAUCGGUGGGGCAGGAAAAUAUGUAUGGAUCGCAAACUCCUUCGUUGUCGCCUCUUCCGUCCCACAGCCUCUCUUUGGGCAACUUGCCAACGUCUUUGGUCGCCAAUUGCCGUUCAUUGGAUCGACGGUAUUGUUUGCGCUCGGCAGUGGUAUUGCAGGAGGAGCACACAACGUUGAAAUGCUGAUUGCGGGACGGACGAUACAAGGCGUGGGCGCAGGUGGCAUAUACGUCCUGCUUGACAUUGUGUGCUGCGAUUUGGUGCCUCUCCGCGAGCGCGGCAAGUACCUGGGCCUAAUGUUCAGUUGGUCGGGUGUGGCUGCUGGGAUGGGGCCCGUCGUUGGAGGCGCGCUGGCAGAAGCAAACUGGCGGUGGAUUUUCUAUAUGAAUAUCCCCAUAUGCGGCGUGGCCCUGCUUGCAAUACUAAUCUUCAUGCGUAUGAAGAAGCAAAAGGAGCCGCAAGGAAUUGACGUGCUUGGCAACCUCAUUUUUAUUCCGAGCGUGCUGGCUGUGCUAUUCGGCCUUGUAACGGGGGGGAUCGAAUAUCCAUGGAACUCAUGGCGCAUCAUCCUGCCUCUAGUCGUGGGCGUCGUCGGCUGGAUCGUAUUCCAUGUGCAGCAACAUUUUGCUCACUACCCCAGCGUGCCUGAGCGACUGUUCAGCAACCGGACAUCAACUACAGCUUUUGCGUUAACCUUCCUGUCUUCGGUAAUGGUCCAAUCAUCCGGAUACUUCCUGCCCGUCUUCUUUCAAGCGGUGCUCGGCACCACAGUCGUGCAGUCAGGCGUCAAUUUCCUUCCCUUUGCCCUUGGAACACUGGUUUUUGCGGUGGUGGCCGGCGUGUUGAUGGAGAAGACGGGCGCAUACAAGCCGCUGCACGCUGCGUCGUUCGCGAUUGCUGCUGUUGGCUUCGGUCUAUUCACACUGCUCGACGAUAGCACUGCGAAGUGGGCUACCUUUCAACUCAUCGUUAGCGGCGGCCUGGGUCUGACCCUCUCAACCCUGCUGCCUGCAAUAUUGGCAUCUCUGCCAGAGUCGGACGUAGCCUCUUCGACGGCUACUUAUAGCUUCGUCCGCACGUUCGGCUACGUUUGGGGAGUCACUAUUGCAUCCACAAUAUUCAACGGCGUGUUCGACCACAACCUCCCGCACAUUUCGUCGUUAGAGCUGCGGCAGCAGCUCAGACAUGGCCAGGCGUAUGGUUUUGCAAGCCGGGCGCGACUCGUGCGGGCAGCAACACCACCCAACCUCUGGGCUGAGGUGAUUGACGUGUACCAGCGUAGCUUGCGAACUAUAUGGUUCAUAUGCAUGGGCAUCAGCAUUGCGUGUUUCUGCCUGGUGUGGGUGGAGAAGAGCAUCCCGCUCCGGAAGGAGCUGGACACGCAAUAUGGCAUCGACGAGAAGAAGCAGCACAGCAGCCAUGACGGUGCUGACGCCACGGAGCUGACAGAGACUAAAGAGAAGUCAUGA